GCAUCGAUUGCACCUGCGACAAGUGCCGGGGGCGAGCGGCGGAGCACGUGGCGGACUGGCCGUUUUUUGCAAGGCGUGAACCUGGCCAAAUCAUUCGACUUUGUCUCACUGCUGGGUUCCGCUUAGCCUCGUUUUGUCGUAUUUUUCCCGAGUCUCAAGUCACCAACGCCGAGGUAUCCUUCCCCUCCGAUAUUUCGAGAUCCGAAAAAAUCAGGGCAUCCAGCGGAAGGUGGCUGCAGGUUCAACGUCACCGAUCCGACCUCAUACCCACCUGCGGUAUUCGCAAUUCUACGGCAAUUAUGGCUCCAACCGAAAAAGCAGACAACAAGAUGCCUCACAGCCAAGGGGCUUUUGACGACGGCCCUCCUCCGCCCUAUGAGCUGCAUUCGACCGGACAGUUCUUGUCUACCACAGCCGCGGUCGCAUUGGACGGCACCCUUAAUGUCGAGCUCUCGUCAUCCAACGCCAGCGAGCUGCGCGCGUUGUUGCCGGCUGUCACCCCUUCUGAGCCCGUGCGACCAGACGCGGCGUCCGGACCCUGCCCACACCUCAACAUUGUGAUUCAAGUUGUUGGCAGUCGAGGUGAUGUCCAGCCAUUCAUCGCGUACGGUACCGCUCUGCAACGGUACGGCCACCGGGUGCGCCUUGCCACACAUGGGUGUUUCUCCCAGUUUGUCCGGGACUCGGGUCUCGAGUUCUACUCGAUCGGGGGCGACCCCGCGGACCUCAUGGCGUACAUGGUCAAGAACCCUGGUCUGAUGCCUUCGUUCGAGUCUCUUCGCGGCGGUGACAUCGGCCGCAAGCGACGCAUGAUCGACGAGAUGCUCCGGGGCUGCUGGGCCUCCUGCAUCGAACCGGACGCCGAGACCAAACGUCCUUUCGUGGCCGACGCCAUCAUUGCGAACCCCCCAAGCUUCGCCCAUGUCCAUUGUGCACAGGCUCUCGGGAUACCUGCGCACAUCAUGUUCACCAUGCCGUGGAAUGCCACCCGAGCCUUUCCCCAUCCGCUAGUCAAGAUGAGCUCCACAGACAUCGAACCCGGCACCGCAAACUGGCUUACCUAUGGCGUGGUCGAGCUCAUGACGUGGCAAGGCGUCGGGGAUGUAAUCAACCGCUGGAGAAAGGAGCAACUUGAACUGGACAAACUGGCCGAUUCCAUGGGACCCUCCAUCACAACCUACCUGCGUAUCCCGCACACGUACUGCUGGUCGCCUGCUCUGGUCCCCAAACCGGCGGACUGGGGCUCGGAAAUCGAUGUCUGUGGGUUUUUCAUGCGCGACGAGCCGAGCUACACCCCUCCACCCGACCUCGACAGCUUCCUGGCACAGGGGCCAGCCCCUGUCUAUGUAGGUUUCGGCAGCAUCGUUCUCGACCACCCGGACCGGCUUUACAAGGCGAUCAUCGAGGCAGCCAGACGGUGCGGCGUCAGGGUUAUCAUCUCCCGCGGUUGGAGUAACCUAGGGGGCGACGCCUGUAACACGGCCGAUGUGUUCCACUUGGGAGAUUGUCCUCAUGAAUGGCUGUUCAAGAGGGUUGCGGCAGUCGUACAUCACGGAGGAGCUGGCACCACCGCAUGCGGCCUUGUGAAUGCGCGGCCAACUCUGAUCGUCCCCUUUUUUGGCGAUCAACCCUUUUGGGGAAGCGUGGUCGCGGCAGCCGGUGCUGGUCCCAAGCCGAUCCCGCAAAAGGAGCUCCAGGCCGACAACCUGACCGACGCAAUCCGGUACAUCACCUCGGCCGCGGCCUACGAUGCCGCGACCCGGCUCGCCGCGCAGAUGCGCCACGAGUCCGGCGUCGACGCUGCCGUCCACUCGUUCCACCGGAACCUGCCCGUCGCGGUGCACACCUGCGAUAUCAUCCCGGACCAGGUGGCGCGGUGGUCCAUGACGAAGCACGGGAAGACCGUCAAGCUCUCGGACGCGGCCGUCGCCGUGCUCGUCGCGCAAAAGAAGAUCCGGAUUAGUCAGGUGAAGCCGCUACGCACCCGAGAAUACGACACUGAUGUCCGCCGGUGGGAUCCGAUAUCGGGUGGAGCCGCAUCGGUUAUGGGGACCGUGACCGACUUUGGCCUGUCGCUGGGUGGGCUCUUCGUCGACCCAUACAAGGCGUACAAGCGAGCUGCGGCGGGUGGUGGCCGUGGCUCGUCGGCCGCCGGCGCCGCUGCACUUGCGGUUGGCUCGAGCGCCGGGUCCAUGACGGGGGUGCUGGCCAAGGGCAUGCUCGUCGACAUGCCGCUGGCGCUGGCCGAGGGCAUGAAGAACGCCCCGAAGCUGUACGGUGAGGAGGUGCCGGACCACGGCAAGGUCACGCACUGGCAGAGCGGCGGUAAGGUCGCGGCUAAGACCUUCGGCUCAGGCUUUUACCACGGCAUAACCGGAGUGGCCAUGCAGCCGUGGGAGGGGGCGAAGAAGGACGGCUUCAAGGGCUUCCUCAAGGGAGCAGGCAAAGGCACGAUUGGUUUGAUCACCAAACCUGGAGCAGCGCUCUUUGGACUGGUGGGAUACCCGGCGCUUGGGAUCGCGAAGUCACUUUCCGCCAAGAAGGGUGUGGAGAAAGCCAUCCUAGGUGCGAAAGGCGAGCAGGUUGACAUUUGUGCAUCGCAUGGGGUAGGGGGUCAGGAUGUUGCUCAAAUCACGGCGCGAUUCGAGAACUUGUGUUUGUGACGGGGGCAGUGUACGAAUCGUCAUAGUUUUUCCUCAUAUUAGCUUAAUUACUGCUGAUUAUCUCGUGCAUAAAC
Molecule: messenger RNA, 2737 nt
Organism: Chaetomium strumarium
Lineage: Eukaryota; Fungi; Ascomycota; Sordariomycetes; Sordariales; Chaetomiaceae
Exons: 11
Coding region: 300-2663 (787 amino acids)
Biological process (GO): carbohydrate metabolic process
Molecular function (GO): UDP-glycosyltransferase activity; hexosyltransferase activity
Source: RefSeq, a predicted model, not a curated record